AUGGUUGAAACAAAGUUGGGAAUAGCACAGAAAUGGCAGCAGUGGUACAGUUCCCUCGGUGAGCGCUAUCGGCCAUUAUCGAGUCCCCCCAACCAAAGUCUCUUUGGCAUCAUGGGAUCCGUCACGUCCUCGGGCAUUGAGUCAUCAAGGACUCUUCGCUCUCGUGUCUCGAUUAGCGCUAGCCUUGUGGCCGUCAAUCAGUCCAGGACUUGGGGAUUCUCAAUCUCUAGCCAACGAGAACAAAAAUCUGAUCAUCUUCAAGGAUCGAUUGGAUGCCUCUUCCUUCCUAUGCAUCGUCCCGAAGCGGGAACUAAGGUAGUUUUUGAUGCGCAUAUCGCACAGACACAGGCACAGCACAAUGUAAUUCUCCAACUUAAUAUUGCGUAUACCUCUUCGUAA
Messenger RNA from Fusarium pseudograminearum CS3096, 399 nucleotides. RefSeq lists its product as uncharacterized. The transcript has 4 exons. NCBI's taxonomy places the organism in Eukaryota, Fungi, Ascomycota, Sordariomycetes, Hypocreales, Nectriaceae. The coding region runs from base 1 to 399 and encodes 132 amino acids. The record is from RefSeq and is a predicted model, not a curated record.